Colletotrichum acutatum is the source of this 747-nucleotide messenger RNA. RefSeq lists its product as uncharacterized. NCBI's taxonomy places the organism in Eukaryota, Fungi, Ascomycota, Sordariomycetes, Glomerellales, Glomerellaceae. The transcript has 2 exons. The coding region runs from base 124 to 525 and encodes 133 amino acids. The record is from RefSeq and is a predicted model, not a curated record.
GAAGCUAUACUAAGUAGUCAGACCAUGCUAGGAUUAACUCAAAGAGACAGGUUCCGUUUCUUGAUUUCCCACAGAUAUACGAUGAUAAAUCCACGCGCUCUGCAGACUUGAUGAAGGAAAGACAUGUUCAAGAGUUUUCGAAUCGAGAAUCAGAAUCUGGAUCAAUUUCGACCCAGAGAAGUCGAAGAACAGGAACGUACGUCUCUAGUUAUACGGCAACGUAGUCCAUGUAUCUACACAGAGACAUCUCUCUCCUCACUGAAAUAUCACAGCGUCCCAACACCUGAUUCCGAUUUAAUUGUGGUGGAUAUGUGUGCCUUUCCACAAAGUUCGGCCCAGCAUGUGAUAUCUGCUGGCCCAGAUCGCAAUGAGUCUCUUCAUUGGCGUCGUACUGCUUUUCAUCACAUUCGGCCUCCACUUCCUGGCAUAACCAGGUUACGCAUCGAUCUACAAACUGUCAUUCCACGGGUGUUACUCUUUGUCCAAAAUUGUACUGAGAUGCGGUGGUUCAUCCAUCGAAAUUGAAAUACUCGUCGACUGAAUGUAAAAGCCUGACCAAUCCCUGAACGCCAUAUCGAAUCUUUCUCCUUUCCCUACCGUCCUGUAUGUUACAAUCGAAGCAAUGAAUCGCGUCGCACCCUCUCAUCCGGGCUACUAGACGUAAGCGAGUCCUCGGGAGGCGUCACUCUGCCUAAUGCCUAAUAAGGGGUGUAUCCUCCUCUGCCCCGACCGCGGUAGCCUCCACGA